Messenger RNA from Trichomonas vaginalis G3, 345 nucleotides. RefSeq lists its product as uncharacterized. The transcript has a single exon. NCBI's taxonomy places the organism in Eukaryota, Parabasalia, Trichomonadida, Trichomonadidae. The record is from RefSeq and is a predicted model, not a curated record. The coding region runs from base 1 to 345 and encodes 114 amino acids.
AUGUCUAGAAGACUCUUGAACCAAAUCAUAAACGAAAGCCAAAGCUCCAGUGGAACUUGGUCAUACACAUUCAUGUUUGAAGUGCGCAACAUCUUAAAAAAUCUCCGGCAAAACGACAAAGUCAAAGUAUUUACAGGUUUAUUCGAAGUCAUACUCCACAAAGAAAUUACCGAAUUACAGAAAUUUAAAUUAUCGCAACUAUUAUGCUAUAUAUAUAACAGCUACCCAGAAAUUUUUAAAGAAACACUCGCCACAUUUAAACCAUUAAUUAAAAUACGAUACCAAGCUGCUCAGCAGGAUUCUGAAUUGAGCAAGGCAUCUUAUAAUCUUCUCAAAAAUCUGUAA